Messenger RNA from Beta vulgaris subsp. vulgaris (sugar beet), 1245 nucleotides. RefSeq lists its product as hypothetical. The record is from RefSeq and is a predicted model, not a curated record. Bases 136 to 801 code for a protein of 221 amino acids. The transcript has 9 exons. Lineage: Eukaryota; Viridiplantae; Streptophyta; Magnoliopsida; Caryophyllales; Amaranthaceae.
GCUUUUAUCAUCAUCCAAGAGUGAUUGCCUCAACUCUUUGGUCUUUUACUCAUUUAGCUUGGAGAAAGCCAAAAUUGGGCAAAAACUUAAAAAGAAGUGAGAAGAAGAGCCAAAACAGCUCCAUAUAACGCAACAAUGGCGAUCAAUGGAGCUGCGAUCUUCGCUACAAUAUCAAUGGUGUUUUUGUUAUCAAUGGCUUCCAUUUCUACUGCAUAUAGACCAGGCGACAUUGUUCCUAUGAGCAGGAUGGGUCAAUAUCACUCCUCGAGAACUGUUUGGCAUGAUAUUGUUGGUCGUCAUUGCCCAAUUUUUGCCGUAAAUCGAGAGGUUUUAAUCCCUAUACCUAAACCAACUGGAUACACUGGUGCUGAUCCUUAUAAAAUAACGCUCCAAGUUGGUAGGGAAAAAUUCUUGAUUCCUUGGCUUUACAUCAUCAAUCGAAAGAGUUCUGAGGUCCCAAUGAUUGUCAUGCAUUUGAGAUACUCUGGAGGUGAUUUGCUUGGUGUAACGGCAAGGGUUGUUGAUAUGCCUCACCGUUAUGUUGAAAUUCAUCCAGACAUACGUAAGCAGUUCUGGGAUCCCCAACAUUGGCCAAAACAUGUGCUUGUCAGAUACACGUGGGAAGAACGCUCAGAGAUAGAUGUCAAUUCUGGAUUUCUUUUCCUCUUUGGGUCAGGUCUUCUGCUAUCAGUUACUUUGUCAAUCUAUAUUUUGCAAUCAUCUAAAGAGAAGAUUGCAAGGUUUGUGAGAGAAACUGUUGCAGAUAGUAAUAUGUCUGGUGGAGUAGAGAAGGUCGAAUAAUCCGCACAACUUUCGAGCUGUAGUUACCUGUAAGCAAUUCCUUUGUUCAUAAAUCAUCGACAUGCUGUAGAAUGGAAUUCACAUAGAACUGGCUAUAUUCGCGUGGACUCUACUCUCUACAUUUCUCCUCAAGAACUGGUGUUAGACUCCUGACAUUCUGACAUGAGUAUGGAUACUUUGACACUUCAUUUUGGGUUGAAAUCGUGGAACUUUUUUUGUAAAUGACUGAGUCGGAUACUUGGAUACGUACCUUGUCAAACACAAGUACUCAAGAGUAACAACCAUGCAAGAUAGCUCAGAUGACCUCAUCAUUAUUAUAAGGAUUUGCAUAGGAGCUGGAAAAGGUUUUGUAUACUCAACUAACCUAUAAUCUUUGUUAAGAAUCCUCAGAAUAUUAUAAAUAUUUAGUUUGUGAAAGGCUAUAAUUUGUCCUUUUUUUUGUUA